AUGACAAAGACGGAUGGUAAAGGCAUUCGUGAUGAUAAUGCGGUGAGACUUGCGCUAGGAGUAACCAAUGUCCUUCUUGCUCUUUCGGCAGAUCGUCGACUUGUGACAGCCCAUGUCAGCGGCGAUCUUGGCGUAGCUCUGGCUUUCAUCAUUGUCAACUGUCUCCUCGACGGCGGCGAGGAACUCGUCGGUUCUAACGGCCAAGGAACGAACGUUGUGGGCCUUUCGUUUGGCAGUAAUCUCACACGCCUUCCACUUACUCUAAACUCCCAUGACCAUGGUUCUCUUGAACCCAAACCAGGUCAUCACUUCCGCAGGCUUCUUUCCGACACGAAAAGAAGCUACUACCGCUGCUCUGCGCUCAUAAAUCGACUCCUCGAUUUAUCUCAUUCAUAUCUAUCUAUCUAUCUAUCUAUCUAUCUCUAUCUAUCUAUCUAUCUAUGUCUAAUGGAUAUCAGUUUUCAGUUAGCGCCUUUAUCUACUGUCCUCAAGGAUACAUGGCACAGUGGAUAA
This is a messenger RNA of Acanthosepion pharaonis, 513 nucleotides long. The record is from the annotation of a GenBank genome assembly. NCBI's taxonomy places the organism in Eukaryota, Metazoa, Mollusca, Cephalopoda, Sepiida, Sepiidae.